AUGACCACCGUGGUGCUCUCCCCGCCCUCCGGCCCCGCCAGCUCGCCUGCAGCAGUGCCCAGCAGCAGCAAGAGCGUGCUGAUGAGCGUGGCGGCUGCAAAGGAGGCCGCGGACGCGUCGCCCUCCGACUCCGACAGCCCCACGAGCACGGCCAUUGAUCUGAGACUGAACGAGGUGGAGGGCGUCGACGUGGAGCCUGAGGAGGCGAACGACGACGAGAACGUCGAGCGCAGAGCCAACGGCGUCUCGGACGAGGCCCAGGAGCGCCCCAACAAGAAGCGGCGGCGCGUGUCUUUCGAGUGCGCGGACAUUGUGGAGUUCGAGCCCACGGUCUACACGACCAGCGUGACGUCGGGCGGCGUUCCCGUGGGCUUGUCGCUGAACGAGCGCUCGCGCUCGCGCCGACGACUGGACUCGUACGAGAUGGAGCGAGAGAGCGAGCGAGUGGGGCGGCAGAGCUACAUGGAGGAGGGCUACCUGGACCCGCAAGAGCGGGAGAUCAUCCUGAACAACGCAGGCUGUGACGAGCCCGUGAUCGCCUCGGUGGAGGCCGAGGUGAAUACCAUCAUCCAGCACAGACGCGAGUCGAAUGAGAUCGACUUUGACUUCAUGUACGGCGUCGGCGAGAUGGAGGACGACGAGGAUGAAGUUGAAGAGGAGGAGGAGGCGGAAGUGGAGGAGUCGAACACAAUGACAUUCGAGCAGGAUGGCGUCGAGGCAGCAGAGAUGAAAGAGGACGGCGAGCAGCAAGAGCACGAUGCUGAGGACGGCACUGCGCCGCCCUCUACGACCGACGAGCACUCGGUUGAGCAAGCGGAGAAAGAUCCGUCUACAGAGACUUCGGUACAUCCCUGCAGCGACAACGAGGCGGAGGCCGCGUCGAUAUAG
This is a messenger RNA of Phytophthora sojae, 888 nucleotides long. RefSeq lists its product as hypothetical. The record is from RefSeq and is a predicted model, not a curated record. The coding region runs from base 1 to 888 and encodes 295 amino acids. Lineage: Eukaryota; Oomycota; Peronosporomycetes; Peronosporales; Peronosporaceae. The transcript has 2 exons.